AUGUCGCUAACCGAUGCAUCACCUGUGGAGGCGGCAAAAACAGCCUCUGAGUCCUCGCGGCUUCUCGCAACGCUCUCUAGUUCAGCGCGAAAUGAGGCUUUGGACUUGAUGUAUGCCUCUCUGUCGAAACAAAGGGAUGCUAUCCUUGAAGCAAAUGCGAGAGAUGUCAAGGCCGCCACUAAAGCAGCGGAAAAUGGUGAACUGAGCUUGAGCAUACUGAAAAGGCUGGACCUGAGUAGACCUGGGAAGUAUGAGGACAUGCUGAAGGGCAUUCUGGACGUGCGGGAUUUGGAAGAUCCGAUUGGAAAGGUGACGCUACGCACUCUUCUAGAUGACAAUCUCAUUCUUGAAAGAGUUACUUGUCCGAUUGGGGUAUUGCUUAUAAUAUUCGAGGCACGACCGGAAGUGAUUGUCAAUAUUGCUGCCCUGUCAAUCAAAUCCGGAAAUGCGGCCAUCCUGAAAGGAGGCAAGGAAUCGACGGAGUCUUUCGUGGCCAUCUCAAAUAUCAUUUCGGAAUCCAUAUCCAAGUCGCAGGUCCCAAAUACUUCAAUCCAGCUUGUUAAAACAAGAGAUGCCAUACUUCCUUUACUAGCUCAGGAUAAGUAUAUUGACCUUGUUAUACCUCGCGGGUCCAACGACCUAGUUCGUUACGUGAAGGAAAACACCAAAAUCCCCGUUCUCGGCCAUGCUGAUGGCAUCUGCUCGAUAUAUCUUCAUUCGGACGCCGAUUUAUCAAUGGCAAUAAAAGUAAUAAUUGAUGCUAAAACUGGAUACCCCGCAGCAUGCAAUGCUGUUGAGACCCUUCUUGUUGACCAGGAUGCUCUGUCUACCCUAUUACCGGCUAUUGCGGAUGCCCUACUGGCUAAAGGCGUAACCCUCCGUUGCGAUAAGCCAUCAAAGCUUGCUCUCCAAACAAAACUCUCGCCGGUGCAGUCAUCACUCCUACAAGACUCAACGGAGGCUGAUUACAACACUGAGUUUUUGGACCUUACUCUUGCGAUAAAAACGAUAUCAUCAACUACGCCCCAAGAAACUCCAGUCGCCGUCGCCAUCGCUCAUAUAAAUUCACAUUCCUCGAAACACACGGAUGUCAUUCUAACCUCCUCGAGGACUAUCGCAGAACGUUUCCUGGCCGGUGUGGACAGUGCUGGUGUUUAUUGGAACACGAGUACCCGAUUAGCUGACGGGAUGAGAUAUGGGUUUGGAACAGAGGUUGGCAUUAGCACUAGUAAAAUUCACUCGAGAGGACCAGUGGGUUUGGAGGGGCUGACUAUCUACAAAUAUUUCAUUCGAGGCAAUGGCCAGACAGCAGGCGAUUAUUUUGAAGGCGAAGGCGGGAAAACCUGGAAACAUCGUAAAUUGACUAUAUAA
Messenger RNA from Paracoccidioides brasiliensis Pb18, 1371 nucleotides. Its product is annotated as glutamate-5-semialdehyde dehydrogenase. The transcript has 3 exons. The record is from RefSeq and is a predicted model, not a curated record. Gene Ontology annotation, molecular function: NADP binding; glutamate-5-semialdehyde dehydrogenase (NADP+) activity. The coding region runs from base 1 to 1371 and encodes 456 amino acids.